AUGGCCAAGGAAUCGGCCAAAGAAUUAUUUAGACAAAUGAAGAAUGAGUUAAGUUAUAAUAUAGAAAAGCCAAAUUGUCUGGAUCUUAUUUCGUGUGCGAUGAGUUCAGAAUAUGACGAUUUUAAAACUUAUCAUAAUGAAAUAAAAUAUUUGAAAAAAGAACAACUAAAAGCAUAUAUUUGUAAAUUGAGAAAAGAAAUAAAAAAUUAUAAAAAUAAAGAAUUAAAUUAUAUUAUAGAAAUAAAAUAUUUAAGACGAAAAAUAAUAAGAUUACAAAAUGUGAUUGAAAAUGAUAAAGUUUUAAAAAGAGAUGAAAUAAUUUUUUUUUUAAAUCAUGAAAAAAGAGGUUAUUCAUUAAAAAAUUACAAUAACAAUAUGGAUAUAGGACUUAAUGAAAAUGUAGUAUUUACAGAUAACAGUUUUAAUCAUAAAAAUAGGCAAAAUAGUUUUAACAGAUCAGGCACUCCUCUCAUAUAUAACAAUUAUAAUAACAAUAAUAAUAACUCCCGUGUGCGUAGACAAUCAUAUGGGUAUAACAGUUGUUUUAAAAGUGAUUCGAUUCGAAGUAUUAAUCAUGAUAUUCAUAAAGGAAAAAGAAUAGUUGAUAGAAAAAAUUUAUGGUUUGAUAAUAAAAAAGAUGAUAAUUAUGAAAUAUAUAAUGGAAUAAUUAGUAAAGGGAUUGCUGGAUCGAAAGGAAAAUGGACAAAAAUUGAAAAAGAAAAUGGAAAUAAAAAAAUAAUUCAUACUAUAAAGCCUAUUGAAAAGGUAUAUUCUUGUGGGGAAAUUUUUGAUAACAAUAAAAAAUCUUUAAAUAGUAAAAAUUAUGAUGGUAAUAGUGAUAAAUAUCGAAAUGAUCGAUAUGAACAUUCUUUGUAUAAUUUGAAUUUGUAUAAAAAUCCUAAAAAUAUAUGUAGUGAAAAAGGAGAAAAAAAAGAAACUUUUAUUUCGAAUAGAAGUUAUUCUUCAGCAUCUAAAUUUGAAUUAAAAAGACAUCUUAUUUCAAAUAGUAAAAACAUGAAUCGUAUGUCUAGUCAUAUUAAUAGUAUAAUAGAAAAGGACAUAAAUAAAUACAACAACUCGAAAGAAAACAUUUUACAUCAAAGAAAUGAAAAAACAAUAUUGAAGAAUAAUUUUUUAAAUGGAUUAGAAUAUGGAAAUAAACAUAGAAGCUGUAGUAGCAUUCAUAGUAAUUUAAUUAUGAAAAAAUAUAAAAACAUUGAAAAAACGAAUACUAUUAAAGUAAAUAAAAACACAUUUGAUAUAUAUAAUGAUGCUUAUCAUCAAAAAGUUCUAAGCAAAAAAUACACUUCUCCAUAUGCUUAUCAAAAUAGUGGGAAAGCUAGUAGUAAUAAAUAUAGUAAUAAAAAAAAUUAUGUUAUUCGAAGAAAUAUAAAAAAUGUCGAAACAAAAUUUAGCAAAUAUAUUCCGAAUGAAAAUAAUAUUUUGGAAAAUGAGAAUCUGGAUAAACUAGAUAAAAAAAAUAAAGUCGAAAAAAAUAUAAUGUAUUAUCCUCACAUCGAGAAUGUUAAUCAAUUAGUGGAAAAUGAUUAUAUGGAUAUUAAGAGUGAUAUAAAAAGAGGGACUUAUAAUAAUUUAAUAAAAGAAUACGACAGUGAUAAUAUAAAAUUAGAAGAAGACUGUAAUAGUUCGAGUUCUAUUAAUAAAAUAAAAAAAUAUUUUCAAAAUGAGAAAAAAAAAAAAAAAAAAAAAAAAUCGGGAAAAAAGGCAAACAAAACCGUUGAAAAAGAAAACGUAUAUCUAAAAAAUGAAGAAAAAGACAAAAAUAAAAAAAAUAAUAAUUGGGGAACAACUUUAAAAUGGAAAGAAAGACAAACUAGUGAAAAAUCAAAAACAUGCAUUAAUCAUAUAACAAAAAACGAAACAAACUCAAUAGAUGACAAUAAUAAUAAUAAUAAUGAUAAAAAUAAUAGAUAUUUAUCAAAUUUAAAAAAAGUUAUACAAUCUGAUCUUAAAGAAAAUUUUAAACAGGAAUUAGAAAAAUUAAAAAAACGAAAUAAUAUUUUAAUAUCAAAACCACAUGUUUAUUGUGAUAUACCUUUUGAUAGUACGAGUGGAGGAAGUGAGAAAGACAAUUAUAGCAACAGAAAUAAUAAUAAUAAAAUUAUUGAAACUAAAAAUCAAAAUAAAAUUAAUAUUAAUUAUUUGAAAGGACCAAAUAUAUCAAAUACGUCACUUAAUGACAUUGAACAAAGAAUUAAUAAUUUACAAAACUAUUUGAAAAAAAACAAAAAAUAG
Plasmodium berghei ANKA is the source of this 2256-nucleotide messenger RNA. RefSeq names its product conserved Plasmodium protein, unknown function. The coding region runs from base 1 to 2256 and encodes 751 amino acids. The record is from RefSeq and is a predicted model, not a curated record. Lineage: Eukaryota; Apicomplexa; Aconoidasida; Haemosporida; Plasmodiidae. The transcript is spliced from 3 exons.